AUUAGAGCUUAACUUCGCACGGCAGGAUAAGAAAGAAGGCGAUGAUACCUCAGGCCACGAAAUCAUGGAGUUUGUGGAGCAGUCCAUGAUCUCAUUUUGUUUCAAUUUUUGCUUUUGAUACUUCAAAUCAGAUGCAAUACCUGAAAACCUAAUAGUAGUAAGUUUUUCUGUCGAUAUGAAUUAGAUAGAAAGAAAUGGAUCACGUUCUUUCUUCUUCCUCCGCGUCAAAAGAUGUGGGCGGGCGGAGCAGCUUUUGUGCAUGCAGUAGCAGCUGAUGCACAAGGUCACCAGCCCCACCACGGUCAUCACUUUGCCAGCCCGGAGUCUGACAGGCUUGAGCGGUCAUGUUCAGCACAAACACGUCCAUGUCCCUCUCCAAGUUUCCAUAACUCCAGUUGGAAGUCUCCUGUAUCAUCACCCUCCCAUCUCACCCCUCUCAAGAAACAAGGCAGUGAGGAGCUCCAGACACCAACAGGCGAGGAGACCGUCAAGCAUCAGCACCUUUUCUUCUCCUCUUCUCUUCUUCCUCCAUUCUACCUCCUCAAUCUCUUCUUCCACUAACUCAAAUUCAUCUAUCUGUAUGUUCUUUGAUAGCUUCUUGGACAACAACAUGAAGAACAAGGACAGCAGGAAAGAUGUCAUCCUUCGCUUUCAGCAGCACAACCUCCAACAACAUCAAGGACGCCAGCAGCAGCAACUCUGGAAAGAAUGCCUUCCGGACGAAGUCGUCCGCGCGAGGAGCAGUGGAGAGAUCAACGAGCCAAAAGCCGACGUCGAACAUGACUCGCAGAAAGCUGUGGUGGUGGUUAAUGGCAGCAGCGGUACUAGUUGUGAUGGAGGAGGAGAUGGUGCAAUUUUUGAGGCGGUGAAGCGGCGUCGAGGGCGGCCUCUAGGCUCCAAGAACAAGCCCAAGCCGCCCGUGGUGAUUACGCAAAAGGCGGAGACGCCGGCGGCCAUGCGCCCGCACUUGCUAGAGAUACCCGCCGGGAAGGAUGUGGCUGACGCGAUUGCGCGCUUCGCCCGCCGCCGCAACCUCGGUCUCUGUGUCCUCGCAGGAACCGGUUCCGUCGCCAACGUCACCCUCCGCCAGUCGAACAUUGGCGGGGUGCCUACGGCGGCUGCUGCGACCAUCGGAUUUCACGGGCGAUUCGAGAUCCUAUCCAUUUCCGCGACGUUCCUCUCUCCGGCCGUUGCGGCUCUUUCCCCGGGGAUCAGCGGUCAAGUGUCGAUCUCGCUGGCCGGGCCGCAGGGGCAGGUCAUGGGUGGGCUGGUGGUUGGGCCGCUGUUGGCUGCGGAGACAGUGGUCAUCGUAGCGGCGGCGUUCUUAAAUCCGACCUUCCACCGGUUGCCAGCAGAGGACGAUGCGUCGUUGUCGAUCUCGGUUUUCGGCGGCGACGUCGGAGCUGCUGGUGAAGUAGAAGAGCAGGAACAGCACCUCCAUCACCCAAACCAGCAGCAUCAGCAACAGGAGCAUCAACAGCGGUGCAACCACGGGUCAGUGGCGGCUAGUUCGUCUGAGCCCUGCGGCGUGUCCAUCUCCAGUCGCCACCUAUCGUCGUCAGUCAUUCUGGCACCCAUCUCCAGACCACCGCGGCCGUCUUCGCCGCCGCCGCUGCCGCCUUAUCAAUAUUACUCUUAAACGCUCUAGCUGUUGUGUAGUAAUCUUAUUCUGUCGUUACUGCACCGGGGAAGUCCUCGAGACUCCGCUUAUUUGGAUUCAUAGUGUCAAGUAAUUGAAGUUACUGACUCAAUUAUUAGUCCUUUUUAGGCCAAUAUAAAAUUGGGAUGCUGCCAUUUUAGUCUGA
This is a messenger RNA of Musa acuminata AAA Group (dessert banana), 1805 nucleotides long. Its product is annotated as AT-hook motif nuclear-localized protein 23-like. The transcript has a single exon. NCBI's taxonomy places the organism in Eukaryota, Viridiplantae, Streptophyta, Magnoliopsida, Zingiberales, Musaceae. Gene Ontology annotation, molecular function: minor groove of adenine-thymine-rich DNA binding; DNA-binding transcription factor activity. Bases 275 to 1639 code for a protein of 454 amino acids. The record is from RefSeq and is a predicted model, not a curated record. Gene Ontology annotation, cellular component: nucleus.